Messenger RNA from Ylistrum balloti, 1716 nucleotides. Its product is annotated as heat shock 70 kDa protein 12B-like. NCBI's taxonomy places the organism in Eukaryota, Metazoa, Mollusca, Bivalvia, Pectinida, Pectinidae. The record is from RefSeq and is a predicted model, not a curated record. The coding region runs from base 1 to 1716 and encodes 571 amino acids. Gene Ontology annotation, molecular function: ATP binding; ATP-dependent protein folding chaperone. The transcript has 5 exons.
AUGACGUCCAGCUUUGAGGUCGUUGUGGCUAUUGACUUCGGUACCACAUAUUCAGGGUACGCGUUCUCCUCGACCUACGACAAUGAAAAGGAUCCGAUGAAAAUUUCGUCCAACACGAAUUGGAUAGCUGGUACAGCAGGCCUGAUGUCGAUGAAGUGUCCUACCAGUAUUCUGUUUGACAAAGACCAAAAAUUUCUUAAUUUUGGUUACGAGGCUGAGGAUAAGUACUCGAAUCUCGCCCUAGAUAACGUUCACCGCGAUUACCACUUUUUCAAGCAAUUCAAGAUGUCGUUGCACAAACAUCCGGAUCUGAACAGAGACACCGUUAUAGAGGAUGAAACUGGGAAAACCAUGAAAGCCAAAACGGUGUUUGCAGCCGGCAUUCGAUUUCUGAAAACACAUGCUGAAGACCUGAUAAAUACCCGCGGGAUAAGUGUUGAGGAGUGGGAGAUACGGUGGGUUCUUACAGUACCCGCCAUCUGGUCAGAUGCCGCAAAACAAUUCAUGAGGGAAGCUGCCCAAAAGGCAGAAAUCAUGAACGACCAAUUGCUGAUAGCUCUGGAGCCAGAAGCAGCAUCAGUGUGUUGUCGUUAUCUACCAGACGCUAAAGGCUCCGAUAUAUUCAAGUCUGGAUCAAAAUACAUGGUCAUUGACCUUGGAGGAGGAACAGCAGACAUCAAUGUACAUCAGGUGACAGAUAAUGGCAAGUUACGCGAGCUUCACAAAGCUUCCGGGGGCGCCUGGGGUGGGACGAAAGUCGACGCCUCCUUCAUUCGACUACUAUGCGCGAUUUUAGGAGAUGACGUCAUGGACACAUUUCGUGUCAAACACGCGGGAGACUACAUAGAUCUUCUUCGUGAGUUUGAGGUAAAAAAGAGGAGUGUCAAAGAAAAAAUGGAAAGCAGCGUGAACUUCAAGCUUCCUCUUGCUCUUACAGACUUGUUCGAAAAGAUGAAAAAUAAGAAAAUCCCUGAGGCUCUUGCCGAUUCUACUUACAGCGAAGACGUCACCUCCACCGCUGACAAGAUCAGAAUCAGACCUAACCUGAUACAGGGCAUGUUUCGGGAUCCAUUAGUCCAUCUUGAAGAUCAUAUCCGAUGCAUACUCGCAAGGCCUGAGGUUAGGGGAACAUCUACCUUUCUUCUCGUUGGUGGAUUUUCUGAAUCCCCGAUCGUGCAGGAAACCAUUAAAAGGAAAUUUCCUCGAAUGAAGGUUAUUGUUCCACCCGAAUGUGGAUUGGCUGUCUUAAAAGGAGCAGUGAUAUUUGGUCACAACCCUGAAACAAUCAGUGCCCGGGUUGCGAAAUUUACGUACGGUAUAGCAAUCAGCAAACCAUUUAUCGAAGGACAUCAUCCCAUAGAGAAAAGGAAAGCCACACAAAAUGGUGUUAUUUGCACAGACAUGUUUUACAAGUUUGUCGAGUGUGGUGAAUCUGUAGAUGUGGACCACAAACAGACGAUGUCUUGUAGUGCAGGAAGAGGCUGCUCAACCAAUCGCGUUCGUGUUUACAGAUCAACUGCGGCAGAUCCGAUAUUUGUUACGGAGGAAGGCUGCAAUUUACUAGGGGAAGUUAUUCUGACACGCGAAACUGACCUGAAUAUUUCCCAAAAAAUUGACGUCAGCCUCACUUUUGGAGGCACAGAAUGUUCUGUAGAAGCAAAAGACAACCAAUCCGGCCAAUCGUUCAAGUCCAAGUUUGACUUUCUCAAUACAUAA